Molecule: messenger RNA, 1227 nt
Organism: Lodderomyces elongisporus
Lineage: Eukaryota; Fungi; Ascomycota; Pichiomycetes; Serinales; Debaryomycetaceae
Exons: 1
Coding region: 1-1227 (408 amino acids)
Molecular function (GO): protein binding
Source: RefSeq, a predicted model, not a curated record
AUGUCAGAGAUUAUUGCACAAGCAAGGGCCCUCUUGGCUACUUCACAACCAGAAAAGGCAUUGGAGAUCCUUUCGCCGCAUAUUCAGGCCAAUUCAUCAUCACCAGAAUUUCUUUCGAUCUUGGGUGAAACUCUUCUCGAGAAUAAUCAACUAGAAGAAGCCUACCAGGUUCUAACAAGUGCAUGUGAAAUAGACCCAGAAGCAAAUCAGGGAUCAGAGAAAUUUUUGUAUUUGGGUCAGAUCAUAGGUGGCCAAGAUGGUUUAAAUUACAUCAAUACUGGUCUCAACAAACUCAAUGAACAAUUGUCCUUUAUUCAAGAUACAGGAAAUGAAGAUGUGCAAACUAUAUUAGUCGGUAGCGGACACAAUACUUUAGAAAGUUUACGCAAAUGGAUAAUCAAGAAAUUAAACUCUGGUAUUUUUGCAAGCAUAGAGAUAUGGAUGACGGACUUGUGUAUGGAAGAAGAAGCAGAAUCGAAAUGUAAUGAGUUGAUAGUGUUUAGUCUAUCCAUUGACCCGCUGAACCCGGAAGCAUAUUCACAGUUAUCAUCAAUAAGAAUCUCGCAACAGCGCAACGAUGAAGCGAUUGAGGCACUAAAUAAAGGGUGGGACUUGUUCAAAGCUAAAAAGACUAAAUUAGAAGAUUUUGCUAAUCUCAAAAGGGACCAAGCAGCAGCAUCAGUGGAUACAGAAACCGAAGUGGAUGACGAAGAUGCAUUUGAAAUUGGAAUGGAAUAUGUGGAAUUGAUCCAACCAUUAAUUACAUUGUCGAAAUUUGCAAUUGAGUUAGAAGAGUACGAUACCGCAACAGACAUUGCAUCCAACGUUCAGGACAUAAAUGACUCUGUUUUGGAUGCCAUUUAUAUUGAAGCAAUAGCUAAUAUAUUCAAGGCAAAAAAAUUGGGAGCAGCCAAUAUUUCUCAACACGCAAACGGUGAUGCCAAUGUUGAUUAUAGAGAUUUUGAAAUACUGAAGUUGAAGCAAAUAAGCGACGAUAACGAGGAAAUCACGAAUUUGCUCAGCGAGGCAAGGUUGAUUCUUACCACAGGUUUCAAGAUCAUCAACAGCGAUGCAGUCGACGACUAUGAUCCAUCUGUUGUUGAGCAAGUAAAUGAUUUGUUGAACCAGUUGGGUGGUCCAAUUAUGAGUGAAUUGAUGCCGAAACGUGAAUCGGAGAAGGACGAUGAAGAUGUUGAUUGGGAAAAUGAAAUUGAGUAUGAAGAGUAG